GCUCCGCUGUGAAACCCUUCCACGCGUGGACCUUUGACGAGGACAUGGACGACUGGACAAACGAUGGAAAUAACUGGCGUCAGCGUUGGACUCGAGUGAACUUAACCUCCCACGGAGGCUCAAGCAUCUGUCUGCAGCCGGUGGUUCCUUCAAAAAAACGCACGCCCUGGCUGUCCGAAAGUGCUAAUAAUGAGGACGCGACUUCUGUCUCCAUAACAGCUCGUCUCUGGAGUCCUGUAAUUCCCGCGCGACUUGGUAUGCGCUGUCUAGGUCUGCAGUAUUCGAUGCGCCUCGGGAAGGUGUCCUCCACAAUGGUCCCCAAACGGAUCCCCUGGCUGUCAGAGGAUAGCGAGGAGGAGACAGCCGCUGGGACUCUGAUACAAGCCCGUCUUUGGAGUCCCAAGAUUCCGGCAAAGCUGGUGGAGACGGCCCAACUUAACUGCACAUUUGACUCUCCCUGCGGAUGGCAUUCGGAUGCAAAUGACUGGGACGAGGCCCGAUGGCGCACUGUGAAACUGCAAGGAACUACAGACGCGACCAACAAUAUGGCCACCUGCUUCGUUAAACCCAAAUGGCUUACAAAGGAGAAGUUAGCUGCUAGACUCUGGAGUCCGUCCAUUGGACGUCCGCGCUUGUCGGCGUCGGAGGCUGCUGACGAGAUUAUCCCGCUUGAACGGCCUGUUAUU
Dibothriocephalus latus is the source of this 686-nucleotide messenger RNA. Lineage: Eukaryota; Metazoa; Platyhelminthes; Cestoda; Diphyllobothriidea; Diphyllobothriidae. The record is from the annotation of a GenBank genome assembly.